Messenger RNA from Manis pentadactyla (Chinese pangolin), 2238 nucleotides. Its product is annotated as transcription factor SPT20 homolog. Gene Ontology annotation, molecular function: transcription coregulator activity. Gene Ontology annotation, cellular component: SAGA complex. NCBI's taxonomy places the organism in Eukaryota, Metazoa, Chordata, Mammalia, Pholidota, Manidae. The transcript has 2 exons. The coding region runs from base 1 to 2238 and encodes 745 amino acids. The record is from RefSeq and is a predicted model, not a curated record. Gene Ontology annotation, biological process: regulation of transcription by RNA polymerase II.
AUGGAACGAGCUUUAGAACAAGCUUUGGAGGGUGUGGAGUGUGCCACUGGCAGUGCCCCACAGACACCUCCUCAAACGGAACAGUCUUCUCCUGAGGAAAAAUCUCUUCAUGAGAAACUUUACGACAUUUACGUUGAGCGAGGUGGACAAGAGCCUGGGGUUACAGAGGAAUUAAGAGACAUUGUGAAUUUGUUGGAGAAGCUGGUUAGGAAAGAGUUGCUGGCGUGUUUACUAGUCAGCAUAUACCCAGGAAAGGGGGGAUAUUCUGUGAUACUCAAGGGGGAAAAGGGCUCGUCAUAUUUGGAGACCAUUAACCUGCCUUAUGAUGUAGGGGAAUUACUCGAUUAUUUACGUGGAGAAGAAUUGCCUCCCAUUUUGGAAGAUAUUCUGGAAUAUUCUCACGUUAACAUUUUUUACUGGGGCUGUGUGGUAACAGAAAUACAGGACUACAGAUUUCCCAGUUUCCUGAAGCUUACUCGUUACCAAAGCAGGUAUGUUCUCUUACACUCAAUGAUGAAGACUUCAGCCUGUGACCAACAGUCCAAAACCAGUGAGAACCAGAAAUGGACCCAGCAAGACAAACUUGUACGUGAGAGCCAACUGCUUUUAACUAUCGCUGAACCACCGUGCCUAGGCCCUCCUAUAUCAGGAGCAGAGGUGAAAAGGGGCAUCAAGAGGUGUUGUAGCCCCUUUCUGAAUGGGCAGGAGGAGCUGUCUCUUUUUCCAUCAUUUCCUGAGCUAAGCCCAUUACCUUUGUGCCACAAAACCAAUGAAAGUGAAGCAGGUGAGCACAAUGACCUGAUUUCUAAUACAGGAAAUUGUGUAGAUAUGUGGCAGCAGAAACCCUGUGACUUGAAUGUAACUUCUGAAGCGGAUGUUGAGAAAUAUGCUGAAGAAUUGGAGAAGUUUUUAGAAAAUGAUGACCCACACCUAGCAACCUGGCCAAUCUUUGACAAGGACUUUUAUUCUGCAUUUGACUGGGAAUCUGGCGAUCUCCCCGAGACAACAGAGCUGGACUCGGUUAAGCCACUUGAUGAUCCAGUUAGCCUUGGAAAAGAAAGUUCAGGUAAAGAAGUCAGAGGUGAGACACAGCUGGCUUUCCUCCACAACUUCAAGAAUGAGGACUCAGUGUUCAGUGGGUCCAAGGAAUUGGUCCAGAAGAACCUUGGCAGGUGUCCAUGCCAGAUGUGCCACAGCUCCAGUGGCUCAGCCAGCCUCAGCCAACCUUCCCCAGGGAGAGACAUAGAACAGCCUGAGACCGUGGUGGCUCAGGCUUCAGUCCUGGGGGAGGAAGUCACACAGCCACCUCCAGGCAUCACACUUUCCUCCAGCUCCAGCCAGAGCUCCUCGCAUAACAGUCUUCUUCCACAGCAGGCCAGCAGCUCUCUUCAGUCUCCUGCUCCUGCUCCUGCUCGUGCCCAGGAAAGCUCUGUGGAAGUGAAUCAAGGUAACUACCUUCUUGCCACCACCCUGCCCAGCGCCAGCUCAUCACAGAGUGUCCCCGCCACCCAGGCCAUCGCCAACUGUGUCAGUCGGAACAUCAUCAGAGAAGGUGACCAUGUUGGUGGAGACCAGGCUGUGCUGAGUGGUCCCAGAUCCACGCAGGGCUCCAGCUGUCCGACCUGGGCUCCUGCAGAAGUCAAGCCCGACAUCCCACCCUCAGAAGCUUGUCCACAAAAUGCAGCACCCGCUGCACCGCAGCCUCCUUAUCAGGUAUCUGCUCAGUACCUCUUAAAUGAUCCAGGUCUCAAGCAGGUAACUCUGUUGAGGCCAUGUAGUAUGCCUCUGAACACCCAGCAGCAGCCAGGACAGCAGCAGCAGCUCAAUCAGCUGAUUCCACAGCAGCAGUUGCAGCAACCCAGAGCUCCUGCUGCCCAGCAGCCAGUGCCACCGAGUUCCAACGCUCCCGGUCCCCAGCCGCCAGCCCCACCGAGUGCCAGCGCACAACCCUCAACCACUCAGGCCACGGCCUCCACCACUCUGCUGACUACAGUCAUGGAUCCCCAUGGAAGGGGAGGCUCUCUGCAACCCCAGGGGAUGCUGCUGCUCCCGGUUGACCCCCACCAGGGGCCCCAGCAGCAGCACCCCCAACCGCAGGGGCUGUGGAGAAUUUUGCCGCAAUCUAAGUCUGGGACCACAGUAGGAACCGAGACAUCUUGGCCACCGCAGGGCCAGGAGGAAGACAGCCAGCCCAAAGGUAAUACGACGGGAGACCCGCCAGCCCCUUCCAAAUACUGA